AGUGACGCAAGGGAAGAAGACACAAAAACACCCGUUGAGUUUUUUUUUAAUACGAAAGAAAAAAUGUCGUCUACUCAGGCCGCCGUAGGGAAGAAGUCCGGAGGCGUCUUCCAGCGCUUUGUCGUGGCACCCUGCGCGAACACGGCACACAAAAUCGAGCACCGCUCCGCCACAAAGCUGCAGCGCGUUGAGCCGGCCGUCGCGGCGUGGAUCAAGACGCACGAGUCCACCGGCGCGGAUGCCGCUGCCAUGAGCACGAAGCGCUUCCUGCACGAGCAGCAGCAGCUGCUCAGCUACCGUGUGGUGCGCUUCUUCGACGAGGUCCGCUUCCUCGGCUCUGGUCAGUACUUCAAGCAGUACAACUUCGCCUGCUUCCUGCAAGACGCACGCUUUUUCACGCAGGCGCUGUUUAUCUUUCUAUGCGCCGUGCUGGUCGGUCGUCGGUCCAUCUUCGCGCCGAUCCACCCCGACAGUCCGCUGGCGAUUGCGCUGGACCACAAGGUGAACCCGAACUACUGA
Molecule: messenger RNA, 519 nt
Organism: Leptomonas pyrrhocoris
Lineage: Eukaryota; Euglenozoa; Kinetoplastea; Trypanosomatida; Trypanosomatidae
Exons: 1
Coding region: 64-519 (151 amino acids)
Source: RefSeq, a predicted model, not a curated record